UGGCGUUUCAUCGGUCGCCUGCCAUCCUCUAGAUAUUAUUAGGACCGAUGAUCGCCUUUCCUGUUCCACUAUCUCUGCUCUCCCACUACUACUCUCCCAUCGUGCUGUGCACCCCUACACAUCAAAAUGGGCAAGCCUGUCCCUCCUCCGCCCAGCUAUCGCGACGACCCUGAAGCCGUGUCGCUCCGCACCACACCAGACGACUACGCCUACACUGACCUACCAGAACCCUCUGGUCUGCCUCCCUCCUACAGCGAGAGCGAAUCCAGCAACCAUGUUCCCGCCUCAGCAAUUCCCAUCCGCCAUGUGGCACCACCCUCGACGCGAACAAACCACGACCGCCCCAGCUUCAAGUGCGGCAAGCCCUGCGUAGUCGAGACGGUCGAUGUUACGGAACCCGCCUACGACACCGACCCAGCCCAGCUCGAAGAAGCAAUCCGCGCCUACGCCAACUCGGCCCCCGUCCCCCUCGUCUACAUAAGGGGCACGCACAAAGAAACAGUUCGCAAAAACGACAACAAGAGAGAAACCCACCACGUAACAGACUUCCGCAUCGUGAUCAACCUCCAACACUACCUCCACCCCAACUUCAACCCAUCAGACACCUCCCCAAUGUCCCUCGUCACCGUCUCCAACGGCGAAAAAACCCACCGCGGCACCAUCCUCGCGCACCGCGCGCCCGGUGUAAAAAGCGACGUUGAAAUCGGCACCACACGCGCACCUUCACUAACAGAAUGGUGCCACCGCUACUGCGCCUCCCCCCGCAUGCUCCGCAUCUUCCGUCUGCGCCGCCAAAUCACGGGCUUCGAGGAAACACAGCUCAGAAACCGGAUCGUCGGGCUCCUCCGCUCGACCAACUACAGGGGAAACAUUAGCGUCACGUUUCCCGUCGAAGAAGCCAACAUCGACAUCUACACCUCGAACCGCAUCAAUACGCUCCGCUUGAAAACGUGGGUGUGCUGGCUUUUCUACCUGUCUUUUCUCUGGAUUUUCUCCUGGCCCAUGUUGUUCUUUGCGACGAGGCGGUACGCAGUUGUGCGCGCUGAGUGGCCGUUUUCAACGACGGAUGAGCGGGGUGAGAAGAGGUAUACGACGGUGAGUGAGGAGCAGUGGUUUGAGACGUGGAAGGUGGCGAUUCGGCGGUUGGCGCUGGAGCGGUUUGAGGGCGAGGCGACCGAGGACAUGAUGAGGCGGGUUAUGGCGAGGGAUGAGGAUCCGCAGAUGCCUAUGGGGGAUGCGGGUGUGGAUGGGGCGCUGAGUCUAUUGAGUGAGGGGGUGAGGGUUGUGAGGGCGAUGCAGGGGGGUCACGGGGUCGACUUGAGUUUUGGGAGGGGGAGGAGUGUGCAGGGUGGUGGGUGGGGAUACGACUGUUGAAAGCAUCUACGCCGUUUUUCUACCUUGCCAGAUUUCAUUCAAGUAUU
Bipolaris sorokiniana ND90Pr is the source of this 1421-nucleotide messenger RNA. RefSeq lists its product as uncharacterized. The record is from RefSeq and is a predicted model, not a curated record. The transcript has a single exon. Bases 127 to 1374 code for a protein of 415 amino acids. Lineage: Eukaryota; Fungi; Ascomycota; Dothideomycetes; Pleosporales; Pleosporaceae.